UUUAAUGCCAUAAUUUUCUGUAAAUUCAGCUCCAGCUUACAAAUCCUGCACUGGCCUCUGCAUAGCACUUCACUGCAGUAUGUGAGAGGCCGCUACCCCAAGCUAACAUCUCCUCACACAGAACAAAACAGUGAACAUAGAGAGGUUGUUGUCAUGGAUUCAGAUUCCCCGCUGCUACACCUGAGGACUGAUGGUGAAAGAGGAAGCAGUAACACACAUUCUGAUGAACCUGAGCACCAACAGGAGCCACCAUUAGGAGCUUCUCCAGGAAUCAGCGCCUCCUGUCUGACCACAGCUGAGCUUCAGCAGCACUGGAGGGCAGUGAAACAGGAGAUCAGAUGCAUUAAACUGCUGUUUGAGAUCCCAUCUGCCCGUACCAUAGAGCAAGCCUCAUCCAAAUACGUGGUCUACCAGAUUGUGGUGAUCAGGUCAGGCAGUUAUGACCGUGAGCGUGUGGCCAUUGAGCGCCGCUACUCAGAUUUCUUCCACCUCCACCAGCAGCUGCUGCAGGACUUCAGCGAGGAGCUGGAGGAGGUCAUGCUGCCCAAAAAGAAGUUGGUGGGAAAUUUCUCAGAGGAGAACAUUUCUGAGCGGCGUGUGGCCCUCUGUGACUACCUCACCCAGCUCUAUGCCCGCCGCUAUAUACGGCGCACACGUGCUUUUAUAGCGUUCUUCACACACCCUGAGCUGAAGACCGCCUACGAUCUGCUCCGUGGAGGUCGUUUCUCUCAAGCCCUGGAGGUCCUGGAGAAAGCAUUGGUGCUUCAGAGAAAACUGUCUACUCAUGACCAGGCUCUGCUCGUGCCCACUCUGUGCGCACUGGUGGUGUGCCAGAGAGACCUGGGGGAUAUUCAUGAUGCUUUUCAGACUGGCCAUAUGGCCCUGCCAGCAGUGAGGCGCUAUGGGUUCACCCGCUAUCGUGCCCCUUUGCUGGAGGCCAUGGUGGAUCUGGGUUAUAAGUUAGAGCACCCUGUGGCUCAGUUACAAGAAGAACUGAUCAAAGUGCAGAACUCACCACAUGGACCAGUGUCACUGGUGUCGCUGAAGGAGCUUGUGGUACAAGAGUUUACAUGAUCUACCAAGUUUAUAAUAAGCAUGUUUAACUAAGUCUUCAACAUACAGGUCUUGCUGCCGUUUAUGAAUAAAUUACCAGUGUCUCUGAAUUUCAGUAACUUAUUAUCUUACCUGUAUUUUGUAUAUAUACUGAUGUAUGAAUUAAUGUAUUUGAUGAUGUACAUGGCCUGUAGAAAUACCCAUACCACACAACAACAUUUUGUUGUUACUAUUGGAAUUAUUUAUAACUUACAUGCUUUGCUUCCCAUUCGCAUUCUCUUGAACUGAAUUCACAGUAAACAGUAAACAUUCACAGUUGUGAUGUUUACACUAAAUCAUUUCAUCAUAAGGGUAAAGGCAAAACAUUGGCAUAUUUAACCUGGUCAUAGACUGAAAGAAUCACACUCAGAAACACUCAGAAUCACACAUUAUAACACUUGCUGUAGAAUUAUAACUAUAGCAGCUUACAAAAUAAUCUAUCUACACCAUGUGGACAAAAGUAUUAAGACAUCUUACUCACUGAA
This is a messenger RNA of Pygocentrus nattereri (red-bellied piranha), 1577 nucleotides long. RefSeq names its product sorting nexin 20 (gene snx20). The coding region runs from base 154 to 1074 and encodes 306 amino acids. Gene Ontology annotation, cellular component: early endosome membrane. The record is from RefSeq and is a predicted model, not a curated record. Gene Ontology annotation, molecular function: phosphatidylinositol phosphate binding. NCBI's taxonomy places the organism in Eukaryota, Metazoa, Chordata, Actinopteri, Characiformes, Serrasalmidae. The transcript is spliced from 4 exons. Gene Ontology annotation, biological process: protein transport.